Hibiscus syriacus is the source of this 1667-nucleotide messenger RNA. Its product is annotated as vinorine synthase-like. Lineage: Eukaryota; Viridiplantae; Streptophyta; Magnoliopsida; Malvales; Malvaceae. The record is from RefSeq and is a predicted model, not a curated record. Bases 1 to 1350 code for a protein of 449 amino acids. The transcript has a single exon.
AUGUUGAACUUUGAAGUUGACAUUUUUGCAAGAGAAAUCAUCAAACCAUCCUCACCACAAAUCAAAGGCAUGAAACCUUUCAAACUCACCUUCUUUGAUCAACUCACCCCCGCAACUAACGUCACAAAUAUCUUGUUCUACUCCAUCAGUGGAACGAGUUUCACUCCCGCCGUUAUCUUGCAUCAGCUAAAGACCUCACUCUCAGAAACCCUAAACAUCUUAUAUCCAUUUGCUGGUCGGAUCAAAGACAACAUGUUCAUCGACAGCUUCGAUGAAGGCGUUCCGUUUGUAUCGGCUCAAGCCGGUUGUCGGUUGUCCGAGUUCCUCAAGCACCAUGAGGUCAAGUCAUUGAACAAAUUGCUUCCAUGCCCUCCAUUCUCCAAAGAAUUGAAAAAUGAGGUUGUCCCCCUUUUGUGCCAAGCCACCAUUUUCGCUUGUGGUGGGAUAGCCAUAGGGUUCGGCGGUUCUCAUAAGUUGAUUGAUGGGCAAACGUAUUUUAAUUUAUGCAAUGUUUGGAGGACAAUCUGUCGAGGUUCCCAUUAUCGUGAUGUUGGAUUUCAUGGUUUAGCUGAGGGAUCCAAGGUGUUUCCACCUCUAAACGAAGUGCCAGAAAAUUACUUGUCAACGAUGGAGAACUUGUGGUUCCAGGGAUCUCAUAAUUACAUUACAAAGAGAUUCACAUUCGACGCCAAGUCCAUAACCGAACUGAGGGCCAUUGCCAAAGGGGAACUCGAGGCUACACCCUCUCGGGUUCAAGCUUUAUCAGGUUUUAUCUGGAAACAUUUUAUGGCAGCGACGCGGACGAUGUCGGCAUCCUCGAAACCAUCUAUAGCAGUUCAAGCUGUGAACCUUAGGCCAAGAAUGAACCUUCCUUUGUUACAUAAAUCGAUUGGAAACCUCUUCUGGUUUGCAAGUUGCGCUGCAGAUAUCGCUGACGAGACCAGCACUGAGUUAUUCGAGUUGGUCAAGUUGAUGCGAGAAUCCGUGGAAGCUUUCGAUGAUGAAUACUUGAAUUCAUUACAAGGGGAACAAGGGUUUGAAGCCACGGGGGACUUAAUUAACCAGCUGGAAACCCUAUUUUCCCAUGAAAAACCAGACAUGUUGGCCUUCUCAAGCUGGUGUGAUCUCAGACUUUACGAGUUUGAUUUCGGGUGGGGCAAGCCGCAAUGGGUUGCUCCAUUCGGGGAAGUCGCGUCUGAUUUUAGGAACCUUAUUGUUUUUCUACCAACAAAGUGCGGGAAAGGCAUUGAAGCAUGGACAACAUUGGAUGAAAGAAGGAUGUUUUUGUUGGAGAAAGAUGCUGAGUUCCUCAAGUUUGCAUCUCCAACUCCCAGAUUCUCAAGUCUUUGAUGCAAAUUGUCUUCCACCGCUGGCACUGCCAUGGGAAGCAUUGGGUGGGAUUUAUGUUAAAGGUUAAGCUGGCUGCUGUUUGAGGGCCAAGAAGUCUGCUUGCAUACUGCUACUGCUGUUUGAGUGGUACGCGUAACAUAUGCAGGAGUAAUUGCAUGCUAUAAAGCGUGUAAAUUGAGCUUUUGAUUGGUGAAUUAGGCAGCGUAAUGGCGAAUCUGUCAUUUGUUGGCAGUUUGUGCCCGGUUUUGUUUAGUGGUAUCUUUUGGAAUUUUAGAUUGUAUACCGGUGUUGGUAAUGUUCCAUCCUAAUAUGUACUC